Ctenocephalides felis (cat flea) is the source of this 565-nucleotide messenger RNA. RefSeq lists its product as uncharacterized. NCBI's taxonomy places the organism in Eukaryota, Metazoa, Arthropoda, Insecta, Siphonaptera, Pulicidae. The transcript is spliced from 4 exons. The record is from RefSeq and is a predicted model, not a curated record. Bases 194 to 565 code for a protein of 123 amino acids.
GAUGCACUCGUUCGGUCGUCGUUCAUUUGGCCCGAAUCGACGGUAGUGCGUCGUGUGUGAAUUUAUCGAAAACGUUUGCAUAUAAAAUGGUAGAUGUUACUUCCAGCUCCCGCCUGACAAUGCCAGGCGAACCGGGCGCACCGGGCGAACCUCGUCCCGACUGAGUAAACGAUCGCCCCUCGCGCAGGAGCCAAUGACGUCCCCGACCUCCGUCAAAUAUACACGGUCUCUUGUACCGUGCUACUACUAUCCGCAUUAUAUCGUUUGCCACCGACGUCGUAUACCGAGGUAUAAAGCGAUCUACGUAUUUAAUCUCGUGUAUGAUGUUCCAAAGACGCAACCAGCCUUGAUAUUCACAUCCAUGCCGACACCGACACCGCCGCUGCGUUACGUGGAGAUCAGAGACGGAUGUUUUCACAUUGUCCCGCAAUGCAUCACAAAGAUCCACAUUUAUCAGCGGAUCUUACACAUGGAAUAUGAUGCACAAUUUAAUAUCUUCGUUUUGGGCACCGUUAGAAGAUCAGGAAUAAUAAAUGCAAUGUCGACAGUUGCUGAUAGAAAAUAG